Molecule: messenger RNA, 1088 nt
Organism: Ipomoea triloba (trilobed morning glory)
Lineage: Eukaryota; Viridiplantae; Streptophyta; Magnoliopsida; Solanales; Convolvulaceae
Product: extracellular ribonuclease LE-like
Exons: 4
Coding region: 161-919 (252 amino acids)
Biological process (GO): RNA catabolic process
Cellular component (GO): extracellular region
Molecular function (GO): ribonuclease T2 activity; RNA binding
Source: RefSeq, a predicted model, not a curated record
AUUAAUUUUAAAAAAUAAUAAUUCCCCAUACGUUCACAUGUUCCAUGCCCUAAUAAACUUGAUUAAAAUACACAGUCAUCCUCCUCAUAUAAACCAAAGCCAUCCCAUCACUGCAAACCUCACACCAUUAAAGUAGAGCACAGAUCAGAGUGGGGAAAACAUGAAGUUCAUCUUAAUCGGCCUUGUCAUCUUACAAUGCACAAUAUCUAUAUACGCUGCGCACAGUCACAGCUUUUUGUACUACGCAGAACAAGUAGUGGAGGAAGAAGAAUCUUUUGUGACUGCAUUUGCAGAAGAAGAUGCUGCAGAUCUUAAUUCCGAUCUAUUCUACUACUACGUUGAACAGUGGCCAGGAUCCUCUUGCGACACGAAGAAAGGGUGUUGUUACCCAACCACAGGGAAACCUGCGACAAACUUCAGCAUACAUGGACUCUGGCCUACAUUGUUGAAUGGCACCUGGCCAGAGUACUGCAAUCCCAAUACUCUCCAUGAUGAGUCCAAGAUAUCAGAUUUGAUUGAAAGAUUGCAAAGUGAAUGGCCAACAAUAUCGUGUCCAUCCAGCAAUGGUUCUAAGUUCUGGAAACAUGAAUGGGAAAAGCAUGGAACAUGCUCUAUACUUGAUCAAUAUGCAUACUUUGAAUCAACACUUAACAUCAAGGACAGAGUCAAUUUCCUUCAAGUGCUUGAGAAUGCAGGAAUAAAGCCAGACGGGAAUGUUUACGAGGUAGGAGCGAUCAAAGAAGCAAUAAAGGCAGGAGUUGGUGUGAGCCCAGUGAUAGAAUGCAAUGCAGAUGCAUCUAAGGUUUCCCAACUCUACCAGAUAUAUAUUUGUGUUCAUCCUAAUGGGAAAGACAUAAUUGAAUGCCCAACAACUCUCAAGAGGAAUUGCAACACUACUGUGGAAUUCCCUCCCUUCUAGACCCCCCUUGCAAUAACAUGUCUCCUAGGUCACCACCAACUUGGAAAAAUUCACCAAAUAAUUGCAUCUACUUUAAUUCGUGGUUUAAAUUAAAUUCGCAUCCUUUUUAAGGGGUAGAUUAUUGUAAUACCCGGUUAUUUUCGCUAAUAUUAUUUUGACAAGUUCCUAA